Messenger RNA from Phoenix dactylifera (date palm), 1536 nucleotides. RefSeq names its product K-stimulated pyrophosphate-energized sodium pump protein. The record is from RefSeq and is a predicted model, not a curated record. NCBI's taxonomy places the organism in Eukaryota, Viridiplantae, Streptophyta, Magnoliopsida, Arecales, Arecaceae.
AAUAGAGGGGGAGAGGAGAGAAAAAGAGGAGAGAGGUUAUUUCUUGUAACCGAAUCCAAGAAUCGGUUGAUGGACUUCCUUCUCCGAACCGCUUCGAGAAAGUCCGGAGACCGCCUCUCUCUUUUCCCCCAAAUCUAGCUAAGGUUUCGAAUUCUUUCAGCUUUUCUCGUGCGAUUUCUUUCGAGUCCUGCCUUGGACCACCGACCGCGAAGGCGAGAGGCAGUGGGAAAUUAGGGUUAGGGUUCGCUGUCGCUUCUCAAAUGCUCUUCCAUUCGGGCGUCCGCGAGAAUGAGCCAGGGUUCGGCGAAUCGGAGAUCGGCUUACCUUACCGCGCUUGCCCAAGAGAUCGAGAGAAAGCUUCAGCGGGCGUUGAACUAUCCGUCGCAGAGAGCUGACCUGUUACAACAGUUGCUUGCUGAUAUAGCUUUGGAGAUAGAUGAUCGAGCUCGAGACAUAAUUGUCAGUAGGAAUGAAGAUGGAAUUGCCAGAGCAGAUGAUAGAAUGGAUAACUGCCUGUGCUUUUAUGAAGUUCUUGCUGAUCACUAUGUUAGGGUACCUGAAGAUGGGAAGCACAUUCUUGAUUUGAUUGUUCAACUCUGGAGCCAUUCUUUUGUGUCACAUAUAUUUGCCCUUCUAUUCCACAAGUGGUUGUUUGAAGUUCCUAUUGAAAAUACUGAAGCCUUGCUACGUUAUGGAUCUGCACUUGUUCAGGGUGCUAGAAAUGUUUUCUGGAUUGAUAUACAAACAAAUACGAGGCGAUUUUUAUCCUUGUUCUGUUAUCUUCUUGAAGAGGUUGCACUGGUCCCAGAACGGAGCAAUAAAAUUUCUUUGCAGGCCCGUCGAGACCUGUUUUUACUCAUAUCCAGAUUCUUAUUUUUUUACAACUUAGAUGACUUUCUUGAAAUUCUUCUACAGCAGUUUCCUACUUUUCCAAAUUCUUUUUUUGUUGGUGGUCCAGCAGACAUAUUUGUUAUUGAGCUUACAGAUCAGCUUCAGAAGCUAAAAGUGGAGCCAGUGCUUCUGCAUUACCUUUCUCACAUGAGUGCCCUACAAGGAUUAGAACUGAGGAUGAGUACAAGCACAAGAUUGAAGUCAUGCCUCUACAGCUUCACAUCUCCUGGGGGUCCUAUGUAUCCAACAAGGGCUGUACGCCAUGCAGCCUGGGAUAUACUGGAUUUUCUUUUCCCUGUUGGACAGUACCCACGGCAUGUUAUUAGCCUUUUUUUCCGGCUGCUGUAUCCUUGGUGUUGGCCCUCAUCUUGCUGGAAUUUCAUUAUGACGUGUGUCAGAACUGUUAUAUACUAUAUAUUGAGGUUGAUUAUUUCUAGUUGGGAAAGCAUAAGAAGAUCUAAGAAUGCAUAGCGGCAUUUAUGAUAUACUGACUUGGAGAGUUGGAAUUACGUUGGGAGGGUAUCAGCAUUACUCAAUGUUGUAUCUUGCUUUUUGCUUGUAAUAUGGUACUCUUUAUUCUGCCAAGCACGAUAAAGGUUGAUCGUACACUUGUUUAUUGUGAGUUAGGUAUUCUGAUUUUCUUGA